Molecule: messenger RNA, 462 nt
Organism: Triticum turgidum subsp. durum (durum wheat)
Lineage: Eukaryota; Viridiplantae; Streptophyta; Magnoliopsida; Poales; Poaceae
Source: the annotation of a GenBank genome assembly
AUGGUGUACCUGCACGCGGCGCUGUGUGAGUGCCUUAGGCUUUACCCGCCCGUGCCCUUCCAGCACAAGGUGGCAGCGCACAGUGACGUGCUCCCAAGCGGCCACCAGAUGAAGACCGGCGACAAGAUACUCGUCUACUCCUACUCCAUGGGGAGGAUGGAUGGCGUGUGGGGCAAGGACUGCAUGGAGUUCAGGCCGGAGAGGUGGAUCGCCGAUGACGGAAAGCUGAGGUACGAGCCGUCUUACAAGUUCAUCGCCUUUAACACCGGUCCCAGGACCUGCCUCGGCAAGGAAGUGGCCUUCACGCAGAUGAAGGUCGUCGUCGCCGCCAUGCUGUGGAACUUCACGGUUGAGGCCGUGCCGGAGCACGUCGUCGAACCAAAGCUGUCCAUCAUACUCCACAUGAAAAACGGGUUCGCUGUCACCAUGAAGAGGAGGAACGUCACGGACGUGCAGGGCUAG